This is a messenger RNA of Solea senegalensis (Senegalese sole), 2345 nucleotides long. It is a transcript of the gene cfap36, whose product is annotated as cilia and flagella associated protein 36. Gene Ontology annotation, cellular component: axoneme; ciliary base. The transcript is spliced from 12 exons. The record is from RefSeq and is a predicted model, not a curated record. The coding region runs from base 258 to 1616 and encodes 452 amino acids. Lineage: Eukaryota; Metazoa; Chordata; Actinopteri; Pleuronectiformes; Soleidae.
GCGUCAUCACUCUCGCCUGCAAAUUCAUGAGUUCGCAUAUUGUCUCCUCUCCCUCUCGGAGAUCGUCCUGUGAAUAUGUUGAGGAAGUGCAGCCACUGAGUCGCAGCUUCGGAGCCUGGUUUAUGAAGCAAAAUAAACCAGAUGUCUGUUCUCGUCUCUUCGGGCUGUUUGUGUUCGUGUCGACCUGAACAACAUCACCGUGCGAAGACUGUUGUUGUUGUUGUUGCUAACGUUCCUCCUCCUCAGCUGCAGCCAACAUGGCUGAGGAUGACUGUGAAUGGGUUGUGGAGAGCAUCGUUGGCUACCUGGGAAGUCCCGAGUGGAUCAUUCCAGUCACGGAUUUUAUGGAAAACAAAUGCACAGUUUUUGAUGAUGAAGAUGAAAAUAAGCUGUCCUACACAGAGAUUCACCAUCAGUAUAAGAAACUGGUGGAGAAGCUGUUAGAGAAUUAUAUGCAGGAGGUUGGGAUCAAUGACCAGCAGUUCCUGGAUGCGUGUACAUCUCCUUUUGCCAAGUCCAGAACUCUGCAGUCGGUGUUUCAACCAGUCCUGGCCACAGAUGACUUCCAGCUGUUUCGCUCACUGAUGGUUCAGAAGAACAUUGAGCUGCAGCUUCAAGCCCUCCGGGUCAUCAAAGAAAGAAACGGGGAGCUCCCAGAGUGUCUGACUGAUGGUGUAGAUGUGAUGACGGAGUUAGAGCAGCAAGAGCUGAAGAUCCUGCAAGAGGUUCUCAAAAAAUCAAAAGAGGAAUAUGAUGAACAAAUGAGCAGGAGGCUGCUGUUAGAGGAGGAGCUCGGUUCUACCUCCAGCUGCUGCCCAGAUAAGCCAAUGGCCGAGGGCAUUGAAUCCACGAAUGCCAUUUGUGCUUCGAGCCAGCAAAGCAACACUGCCAAGGCCAAAGCUGAGGAGAGUGGUGAAAACAGCAGCAUCAGUAAUGGUCACCACACACCACUAUUGAAUGGAAACACUGCCACUGAAUAUAAUCUGGUAAACGUUAACCCUGUCAGAAAAGAGGAGAGGAAGACUGCUGUCCCUGCAGGUGGACAAGAGAACGGUGCAGCUAAAAGCCAGGCUGCAUCUAAAUUCAACCCAGAUUUUGGCAGUAGCAGUGUGGAGUCCAGAGUUCUUCCGGCAGUGAGAGCUCCAGUAAAGUGCGGCGAGACCUCUGUCAGUGCCAGUCUACACACCAAGGAGCACGGCAGCAGCAGCCAGACUGCAGUAGAGUCGUGGCUCGAGGAGGCACACAGAGAGGCCGGCUUCUCUAAACCGUUUACUGAGUUGACAGCGUCUCAGCAGGAGCAGCUCCAGCAGAGGGCAGUGUACCUGCGGCAGCAGCGAGACAAGCUGCACGCACUGAAGAAAGAACAGCAGAAAACCAAGCAGACCGCCUCCUCAGAUGAGGCUCCCUCCAGCCCCACACCAGCGCCUGCCACCACCCCGGAGGCAGUGGGACAGUCCCAGAGGAAUGGGACCUGUCCCCCUCCUCAUCCUCUUCCUCCAGCACAAAACUCUACUAACCCCUCCAAACAGAAGGAGAUAUCUGCUGAGGAGAGAAAGAAGCUCCAGAAGAGAAAACAUCUGGCUGACAAACUGAAAGAGGAAGUGAUCAAGAAAUAACCCCCCCCCCUCCAACUGCUAGUAUUCUUGUUCACCUUUGCUCCUGGAAUCAAACACAUGACUUCCUUUGCCACCAGGCAGAUAAUUCACUAUAUAUAAACACAUUUCAGGGUGUUGUUUUUGUAUGUGUGUCCCAGAUGAUAUAUAAAAGGUAUGAGAAUUUCUUUUCAUGGCCAUCUACCUUGUUUUUACUGAAUGUACCAGAAUGUGUCAGUCUCCACUCUUUACCUGUAACCAGGGUAUUCUCAGACCUGUUUGAUCAAAAACAUGAGGCCAACUGAAAUGCAUGGAGACCAGUCAGACAAUAUGCUGCUAAUGUAACUAGGCUGAAGCACAGCACCCGUUAUGGCUUUGAUUUGACUUUUACUUUCAUUCCUCUGCCACCAAGUGGGCAAUAUUUACUCUUGACACUUUGGACUGUCCAAGAUUAAUGAGUGAUAUGUCCUCAUCCAAUAAACCCUGUAGUAAAUCAGCUAACGAUGAGAGUCUCAUGUUAAGGUGAACACAGCGAACACUGUAGCAGCUCAUUGUAGCCGGUGAGCGAUGUGGACGUGAUCGCGACGAAGUCACCGCGAAAAUGUUCACAAACAUGCGGCCAAGAGAAGAGCAUGUCGCUUUCUUCUAGGAAUACCAUAAUCUGCAGUCUUCACUUUAAGCAGUCAUGAUGCAGUUUCUAUGUAAUAUUGUUAUCGAGUAUGCCGUUUAAUAAAUCACAUUUUAUAGAAACUA